Molecule: messenger RNA, 3556 nt
Organism: Exophiala mesophila
Lineage: Eukaryota; Fungi; Ascomycota; Eurotiomycetes; Chaetothyriales; Herpotrichiellaceae
Exons: 1
Coding region: 312-3203 (963 amino acids)
Biological process (GO): regulation of DNA-templated transcription
Molecular function (GO): DNA-binding transcription factor activity, RNA polymerase II-specific; zinc ion binding
Source: RefSeq, a predicted model, not a curated record
CCUACACGGAUGGACAGGAUACGGUACACUGUGGCUCCUCAUCUCGUGGUCUUUUGCUCUUUCUGCCGCUGCUACGGACUCCUUACAGUGCUACGGACUUGAUCCAUCUUCCUUAUCCCCACCUCAUCCACUCGACGUUUGACGGCAGCCUUGUGAAACUGCACCUCAUUCCAUUCAACUUCACAUUCUCGACUCAACUCGACAAACAUCCCACUUUGAUUGAUCAUCACUCAUCACAUCUCCUUCCUCUCUAUCCAGAUCUACAUAUGCAUUGAUCUACCUAAUAGCCACAAAGCUACGGCGAAGUCAUCAUGGACGCCUCUCCACGCCCCAACUCUCCUCUCCUCCCUCCCUUCACCAUCCGCGAUCUGAAUGGACCAGAGGUUCCUCCUGCUGUGAUCCAAAUCACCGGUGGCCAGUAUAACUCUACCAUCAAUUCUGAGCCCGAUGCCCGCCUUCAAUAUGUCGAUCACACUGAUGGUGAGAUCAUCACUGUUGGCAGUACCUUCGAACUCCAACAACGCCUUGACGAACCGGUUGAUGAGCCUCGACGUGUUGUUCACUGCAUCCCACAUCGCGCUACACAACGCCGGGAAGAACAUCUGAUUCAUAUUUUUGACAUCAAGAAGUCAUCUGCCAGUCUGGCCAUCUGGAGGGAGCAUGAGGCUUAUACAAGCAAGGCACUCAGACAGCCUAAUACAUCUGAGUCUACCACGACUUCCACUGCACCAGCCGUGUCUCCAGAUCGUUCUUCGUCGGCCACUUUUGAGAAUGUUUCGGCCGAGUCCACCAUCAGUGCAUCAUCAGAAUCCAAGCCGGAACCUGUCUUGACUUCAAUGCCACCUACUCGACCGGCUGCCGCCUCUGAAGCGGACCUGGCUUUCACCGGAUUGCUCGAAACCCUUCAGUCUCAAUUGGUACCUCUAGCAAACAUUCUCGACGCCACAGCAGACGGUCUUCGCAGGGCCGCAGAGAAAACCACCGAAGCUGAUGCAACCGCUGCGGAGGAUGUCUUGACUGGCUUCAAAGGCAUCUUCGCCGAACUUGGUGCUAUGGGCCGAGAGUUUCUGUCUUCUCUCGAUGCAGAAUUCCAAAAGACGAGGGAUGCCGCGUCUAGCCCCGUGCCUCACGACCUCCCGGUCCCCGAACCCUCUCAGCCAGAUUUCAACCCCACCAUAUCCCACGUCCAGACAAAGGUCGAUCCUGCGUGGAAACGGGUCAGUUUCGCCGUCCCCAAGGUGAAUAAGCCUUCGAUGCAGAAGAGUUCCCUGGCAGAAACCAAGAUUCCGAAUGCAACUUCUGCAGACUCCAUCCCUCGACCAGGCGAUCACGUUGUCAAUGCCAGGGCUCAUGAUGAUGGUUCCAACCUUUCGCAGACCAAGAAAGAAACAGAGUCUACGGUCGAUCGCCCUUAUAGCUUCCUGGACAAAGUACCCAAAGCCGUGUUGACCUGGCCACCACCACCUCCGCCUAGAUUGUCCAAUAAGCCACUAAGCCACAACAACUCAACCUUCUUUCUGAACUCGAUUCUUGAUGCAGAGACCACAGAUCCCGAUUUUUCUGUUCGCUACCCCCCUCUGAUGUCUGUUAGAAAGUCGAAGAGCGUGGGUGCCUUUCAUGAUACAACCAAAACCGAUCAGGUUGGGGGUUCAGCUGGGCACACUACGUCCGCCUUGACUCGCUAUCCCAGCAUUCCCCAGUUUGAGGAGCAGAAUCGGGCCAAGGUCGCCAGCACUCAAAAUUCAAAGGCAUAUGGAUUUUGGGAGCCUCUUCCUGGGAACAAGGCCAACAUGCCUGUUCCUGCGGCUCGAGCUUCGGACAAUGCAUCGUUUUCUCGCACCAGCUUUUCCAGUGGCGCAGACACAAUCUCCCUUCCGACGGAAGAACAGACUGAAAAGCAGAAGACGACUCCUAGCGUCGUACCGGAAGACAAACCGAAACCCUCCCAGCUUGUGAGAAACAUCCCAGGAUCAUGGCCCGAGCCUCACUCGAAUGACUGGUUCGCGCCCAAGCCCUGGCCCAGCUUCUCCUACGAGACGCCGCUUGCUACUUAUGAGCCUGCGCAUGACUUUUCUGCUAGAGUCAGCAGUCCCGGUGUUGAGUCGUACUACCGAGCUCCUAUUUUCCCCAGAAGAAACCAAACAGUGUCAGGAACAAACCCUGCUGCCAGAUUGAAUGGUCCCUUUGACCCCUUGGCAUCACUCCCAACCUUCCGCCCCAAGGCACAAAAGUCUCAGCCAAAUCUGAAAAUCGAUGAACAGAAGUCAAAGACCGAAGUGUCAACCAGACUUCCUCAGCGUGGCCACACUGUGCACCAUACAGACCGUGGCCGAGCGCCUUCUGCAAUGAGCCCACCGCUUGCUUGGAAACCACCUACGCUAUGGGAUGGAUUUGUCCAACGAGGUCUUGGCCAUGCGAAGUCGUUUGAUGAAUCCCUCUCUUCGGGACACUGGGAAUCCUCCUCUUCCGGAGGCUGGGGUCAAAAUGCGACACAGAGCAGCCUCCCUGGAACCGCAUCUCAAGAUACUUCCAUCGCUGACAAACCCAAGGCCUCGAAAAUAGCCUGUCGCCCUUGUAUCACGUCGAAGAUCAAAUGUAACGGGCAGCGUCCACUCUGUAAUCGGUGUUCUCAAUCUGGGAAGCAGUGCUCAUACCUUUUCGACUUACUCAAUGUCGAGACGGCUCAUCAAGAAGCAGUGCGAGAGCACCCAUCGGGUGCCCCUUUGGACUCAAAGGGGGAAAGCACUGCGCCCGCAAACACUCUGCCGGUCAUUGGACGUCCCGUUUUCCGUUCAUGGUCUGAUAGAGAAACGCAAGAAGCUGCCAAACCUGAGAGACCUGCCCACCCCCAACCAUUCUUCGGAUACAACAGUCCUCCUAGUCCAGUCUUCACCCUUGCAACCUCAUCGGCAGCACGACGUGCCGAAGGGCCGAUGCCACCGAGACACAGCCCACCUUCCGCCGCCACCGUAAUCGAAACCUGUGUUCAGAUGCUCAAGGACAUGGGAUAUGGCAAGUCUGAUGCGAACGAGCUUGCUCGUUUGAACGUCUAUGCUGGCGCAGCUGCGGGAAAUGUCGAGGACGCUAUUGAGAUGAUUGAGGAAGACCGAGAAGCUAUGCGACAUUAUGCCGAAGCAGAGGAUUUGGACGACUUUAGGAGCCAAGUUGAGGACUUUAGCGCCAAUGGAGAAAUCCGUCUUUGAAGACUCGCUGCAAUAGGAGCUAAUUUCGGCAUUUGCUAGGAUUUUGCUCAAUCGAUGGGGGAAAGUGCUUCCCAAACGAAUUGUCAAUUGAAUUGGCGACAACAUAACUUAGUCAUGGAUAAGCCAGGACAACGAUAGGGAAAGUUAGGGCUAGUGCCCGGGUUUCUAUGAUGCUUACGACGCAGAGAUUGAUUAUGAGGAUUCGAGAUAGUUCUUGGAGUUUUUUUUAAAGUGGUGAUGAUGAAUGGGACGUGACAGCAACCAAGUAGCUUGAGGACAUAUGUUCACGAUGCGAGGAUCAGUGCUCAUUUCUUUUACUCGCUCACAAAAUCAAUUGAUAUCUGAUCUGAAAA